Molecule: messenger RNA, 381 nt
Organism: Melampsora larici-populina 98AG31
Lineage: Eukaryota; Fungi; Basidiomycota; Pucciniomycetes; Pucciniales; Melampsoraceae
Exons: 2
Coding region: 1-381 (126 amino acids)
Source: RefSeq, a predicted model, not a curated record
AUGCAAGAUACUAAACACACAGACUUUGAUGAAAGCAUGUAUAUUAGUGAAUGUAAUAGUGAACAUGAUACCGAUGAUGAAGACGAGAUGGAACUUGAAGAUUAUGAGCUUAUGGACAAUGAGAAUGAAUAUUUGAAUAAGUUUAAUCAUCAAAACAAACUUCAAUCUGAAUGUGAUUCCGAAGAAAAUAGUGGAUCAGAAUCUGGCUUUGAGGAGGCUGCUAUUGACCAAUUAGAUCACAUUACUUCUCAGGCUCUCAAUCAAGCACCUUUGCCCAUUGUCAAGACUGAUAAACAAAUUAAAUCAAUAAAUGAACAGUGGUUCAAAUUAAAUGAAUCAAUUGAGAAAGCUCUCUGUUCCCAUCGCAAUGCACCAAUUUGA